Messenger RNA from Leguminivora glycinivorella, 1650 nucleotides. RefSeq lists its product as uncharacterized. NCBI's taxonomy places the organism in Eukaryota, Metazoa, Arthropoda, Insecta, Lepidoptera, Tortricidae. The transcript is spliced from 14 exons. The coding region runs from base 2 to 1381 and encodes 459 amino acids. The record is from RefSeq and is a predicted model, not a curated record.
AAUGAUUGUUCAAGUGCUCUUGUUGUGUUUGUACACGUUCGUGCGAGCGAACUUAAAGGAUGAUUUUGGAGCUGCGGAUAUUGGAGCCAUUCCCUAUGAGAAUGCAGCUAGCCCUCAAGUUUCCCUCGCUUCGGCAAUUCCAGAGAGUGAUUAUGGAGGCAUCCCUUAUGAAAAAGUGAUUACCAAGACGACCGAUGAAUAUGGAAAUGUUCCAUACGAAGAGACUACCCGCUCUAUUCCCACACCUGUGGGAGGAGAUUAUGGCAACGUUCCGUAUGAAGUAGCACCGGUGGUACCACUGACUCCGAGCGUGCAGAACCGCAGCGUGGAUAUUCCAGGAAUACUUCUGGACAUAUUCAAGGGUCGCGAUGUGCCAGUACAUACCAGAACGACAGUAUGGGGCAUGAACUUCACCGGGCUGACCCCGGCGCCGACCACCACCAAAUUCAGCAGGGUGACCACCACCAUAGAGUUCACCACCGUGGCCAUCCAGCAGCGAGCGGACACGACCACGGUCACGACCACGAAGCAGUACCAGAACGAGGAGGACUACUCGUACCCCGGGACCGUCACCGACGACCCCACCUGCAGCAUAACCUGCAGCACCUGCACAGACCCCAGGGGAUACAGGAGAUAUUGCUUGAACGGCUCGACGACGCAAGCGCCAACUGACUUGGCUGUGAUAGUGAAAAUGCUCGCAGACAUAGCUGACGUGUACUGGAGCCGUGGGGACACGCUGUACCGGAUAAACUUCAACAACAGCAUCAUUUCAGCGUACCCCAACAGCUGGCCAGCCUGCCCUAACACAACAUCGACUGCUGAGCCGCCGUCGAAGACCUGGGCGCCUCAUAACCGUUCGGGAGAGACUGUAGCCAAGUGUUUCGUGUGCGGAAUGCUGCAGGACGGCAUCCCGGAGGCGGACCACGUGUGUGCAGAUUCCUUCCUCUCACACUCCUACAGGAGGCACUGCAAGUUUCUCAACAGAGAAGGCUGGCACAUAAACGGUAGCGGCGGUUUCUACAUGUGGGGCCGCUGGACCGGCGGGUGCUCACUCCGAUACGUGGAUAUCAGCAACGUGUACCACCAGCGGACAUGUCGCAGCAUCGGGGAGCCGGCGUUAGGAAGCCACUACGUUAGCCGACGGAUGGCCAAGCUCGAGUACGCUCUCCGAAAAGAGAAGGACGCCUGUAUCUCCUCCCCGACGGCAUCUCUCGUCCCGCUCUCUCGCGGCAUCUCGCUCUUUUCUCGGUUCCAUGCUUGUGUGUGCUCAGAGAACUAUUGCAAUCGCGCUGAGAGACUGUAUAUGGAGGAAUGGAGUACGGUAGUUUUAGCUUUGAGUUUACUGCUCUAUGGAGUCUUGCAAGGGAAGUUAAGUGUCUAACUUAGUUAAUACUACUUUAAUGAGUUUAAGACAUUUUACAUAAGUUACUCACUAAAUUAAACGGAAUUGUAUUAUAUAUUUUAGUAAUUGUCUAAUUGGGCCUUCUCUGAAAAAAUAAACUUUUAAUAAUAUACAAGGAAAAUCUACGAGAUAUAGGAUAUGUAUUUGAAAAGGUGUAAUUUGUAAUAUUAGUGUUUCUAGUUUAGGUUUAUGAAUACUUUUAGAUAGUUGUAGUUUAUAAUUCGUAUUUUUAAUUAAAAUAUAGCUUA